Molecule: messenger RNA, 2203 nt
Organism: Melopsittacus undulatus (budgerigar)
Lineage: Eukaryota; Metazoa; Chordata; Aves; Psittaciformes; Psittaculidae
Gene: PPP1R13L
Product: protein phosphatase 1 regulatory subunit 13 like
Exons: 13
Coding region: 71-2059 (662 amino acids)
Biological process (GO): regulation of apoptotic process
Cellular component (GO): nucleus
Molecular function (GO): p53 binding
Source: RefSeq, a predicted model, not a curated record
CCCCCGGGAUCCACAGCUCUGGAAUUGGGCGGACGCGGGAGCGGCUCCGGCACCGACCCCAGGUAUCGCGAUGGCGAGCGAGCGGCUGCAGAGCGCUCAGGACCUGCUGGACCUCACCUUCCAAUCGCUGGCCAUGCAGCACAUGGACCUGAAGCAGGUGGAGCUGGACACGGCUGUGGCCAAGGUGGAUGAGUUAUCCCGGCAGCUGGAAUCCCUGUGGAGCGACGGGCCCGGGCCCCCCCCCAGGGUAGGAAGUGUUGGGAUGGGAAUUGGGGAUGAUUCCGUGCUCAAGCGGCGCCCUCAGAAAGCCUGGAACGAGUCCGACCUGGAUCUGGUUUAUGAGAAGAAGCCCCACAGUGGGGGGGGGUUCGACCGUCCCUCCCCAUCACUGGGGCUGAUGCUGUCACCAUGGAGGGAGUCGAGCCUGGAUGGGGCCGGAGGGGGCAAGGACCCCUAUGUGGGGCACAGCUCCACCCUGCCCCGUAACUUCAAGCUGCCGCCGGGGGAGCGCCGGGGCCCGGAGGGUCCAUUCCCCUCCCCCCCCUCCCGCUCCUCUCUCCCGGAUCCGCUGCUCCCGGACCCUCAGUUCCCGGACGCGGCGGCUCCGUUGUUCCUGGAUCCGGGAUUACCGGAUACAGCGGAGCCCCUGCGGCUGCGGGAGCCGCAGUUACCGGAUACAGCGGAGCCCCCUCGGCUGCGGCUCCCGCAGUUACCGGACGCGGUGGCUCCUCGGUUCCUGGACCAGGGGUUACCGGAUGCAGCGGAGCCUCCACGGCCGCGGGACCGGCAGUUACCGGAUGCAGCGGCUCCGGUGCUCCGGGACCCGCAGUUACCGGAUACAGCGGAGCCCCCGCGGCUCCGGGAUUCGGUGUUACCGGAGGCGGUGGCUCCGGUGCUCCGGGAGCAGCAGUUACCGGACACGGAGCCCCCUCGGCCGCGGCUCCCGCAGUUACCGGACGCGGCUGCUCCUCGGCUCCGGGACCCGGUGUUACCGGACGCGGUGGCUCCGGUGCUCCCGACCCCGCAGUUACCGGAUGCUGCGGACCCCCCUCGGCCGCUCAGCCCCACUCGGCUGCAGCCGCUGCUGCCUCCGGAGGCUCAGCGGGAUCCCGGUUUUCGCGCCUUGGCGCGCUCCCUGGCGGAGCUCCCGCGCCCGCUCAAGCGCCGCGGUUCCCGCGAGCUGAGCGUGGCCCCGCCCCCGCCGCGCGCGCGCCAGUACCGCGAGCUCAUCGCGCGCCUCCUGCACCGGGCCCCGCCCCCACAUGACGUCACUGUGACCACGCCCACCCCCGCGGCCACGCCCACCGCCCUGGAGCCGGACCCCGCCCGACGCCAGAGCCCCCCCCCGGAGCCGCCCCCCGACGGCCCCGCGCCGGUACCGGGGCUCCGCUCGGCGCUCCGGGAUCCAGGGUCCCCCCGCAAGCGGCCGGGGGCGCGGGUGCGGAUGAACCCACUCGUGCUGCUGCUGGACGCGGCGCUCACCGGGGAGCUCGAUGUGGUGCAGAGAGCGGUGGCCGAGCUCAACGACCCGAGCCAGCCCAACGACGAGGGGAUCACUGCACUGCACAACGCUAUCUGUGGGGCUCACUAUGGGAUCGUCGAGUUCCUCAUUGCCAGUGGGGCCGAUGUCAACUCCCCCGACAGCCACGGGUGGACCCCCCUGCACUGCGCGGCCUCGUGCAAUGACACCAGCAUCUGCGUGGCCCUGGUCCGCCACGGAGCCGCCAUCUUUGCCACCACCGCCAGCGACGGCAGCCUGGCCGUGGAGAAGUGUGACCCCUACCGGGAGGGCUACAGUGACUGCUACAACUACCUCACCGAGGUGGAGCAGGGCAUGGGGGUCCUCAACAGUGGAGUGGUUUACGCGCUCUGGGAUUACAGCGCAGCAUUGGGGGAUGAGCUCUCGUUCCGGGAGGGGGAGCCGGUGACGGUGCUGAGGCGCCAGCGCCCUGGGGACGUGGAUUGGUGGUGGGGGUCCCUGUAUGGACACGAGGGCUUCGUGCCCCGCAACUACUUUGGGCUCUUCCCGAGGCUCCGCCCCCAGCGCCGGAAGCUUUGAGCGCGCUCCGGAGGCUCCGGGACCCCCCCCGCCUGUGACGUAACGGUGACGUGUCGGUGACGUCACCUCCCCCGCCCCCCGGUGUUGGCAGCGGUGGCGCCCCCUGGUGGCGGCUUCUCGAGGAGUAAAAACCUUUGGCUCUGC